AUGGAGAAACUAAACUUGAAUGCAGUUCCCAGCGUUGUCACUGCCAACACUAAGGUGGAGAGCUGCAUGUACAGCCACCUGAAAACCUUUGCUGACACCCUGGCAGGUCUCGACAGGCCAAGCAGGUUCAUUGCCAGGAAACUGAACCGAGUUCAGGAAUACAAAAGCAUCCUCCCCAAGAAUAACGUGCUGGAGGAGGAAAGGAACUUAACCACCUAUCUGGAAAGAUUUAUCAAAGUCCUGAAAAACAGCAAAAAGUGGUCGAAGACAGUAAUACCCCAGAACCUGCAGAAAAUCCGGGAUGCUGUGAAGUCAUGCCCGGAGUGGAUGGAACAGGACUGGGAGCCAAUGGAAGAGAAGGAUUUUUUCAGUAAUUUGGAAUAUUUAUUAAGGUUCCUGAAUCACUAUGCCCCUUCAGAGGACACGGGCUCUGGGACAUCCAGUUACUCUCUUCCUCUGAAGGAAACACCAGAUCUGCAGAACACAACUAGACGUGCAAUAAUUGAUGAGAUGAUUUGCUUACUUGAAGCUGAAAAGGAGUCCAUAAAUGGGAAUCUCUUCAUCCCUCUUCACAUCAAGAAAUCUUCAUCCAAUGACAAAGAAUGCCGGCACGUAAGAAGUAGUUUCUCGAGAUUUAAAGAGUAUCUGGAAAAAUUCCUGAGAUGGGUCAAUCAGGAGGAGAGCUGCAGAAACAUCCUGACAAGUGAGUCAGGUUCGCAUCCAGAUGACAACUGCACCUGCCUUGACUUCUGGAAAUACAGCAAAGGCUUGUUCUAG
Chaetura pelagica (chimney swift) is the source of this 777-nucleotide messenger RNA. RefSeq lists its product as uncharacterized. Bases 1 to 777 code for a protein of 258 amino acids. The transcript has 8 exons. The record is from RefSeq and is a predicted model, not a curated record. NCBI's taxonomy places the organism in Eukaryota, Metazoa, Chordata, Aves, Apodiformes, Apodidae.